UCCUCGCGGUGGCUGGGAUCUCGCGGGAAGAGCGGCGGGCUCGGCUGUGGCUUGGUGUCUGCCGCGCGGAGUGGUAGGGUUUGCUCACACAGCGCUCUCCUCGCGGAGAGGUUGGGAGUUGCUGCAGGUCGCAGGCCUGGGGCCGUCCCUUCUCUGCCUCCUCUUUCGCUUCCUCAGGGCUCCUCGGUCCGCUCGCCCUCCGACGCCGCCUAGUUUAUGGUUGCUGCCCUUCAGAAAACCAGAAUGGCUUUGAUGUCCUAUUGGCAACGCUAAGAUUUCGCUGCGAAAGUAUGGUCUGAAUAUGCGUUGCUUGGCAGCUCGGGUCAACUACAAGACAUUGAUUAUCAUCUGUGCACUCUUCACGUUGGUCACAGUACUUUUGUGGAAUAAAUGUUCCAGCGACAAAGCGAUCCAGUUUCCACGACACUUGAGUAAUGGCUUCAGAGUGGAUGGAUUAGAGAAAAGAGCAGCCGCAUCUGAGAGUAACAACUAUGUGAACCACCUGGCCAGACAGCAGUCUGAGGAGGCAUUCCCUCAGGAACAGCAGAAAGCCCCCCCUGUGGUGGCGGGCUUCAAUAGCAAUGGGGGGAGCAAGGUGUUAGGGCUCAAAUAUGAAGAAAUUGACUGUCUCAUAAACGAUGAACAUACAAUUAAAGGGAGACGGGAGGGGAAUGAAGUCUUUCUUCCAUUCACUUGGGUAGAGAAAUAUUUUGAUGUUUAUGGAAAAGUGGUUCAGUAUGAUGGCUAUGAUCGGUUUGAAUUCUCUCAUAGCUAUUCCAAAGUCUAUGCACAGAGAGCCCCUUACCACCCCGAUGGCGUGUUUAUGUCCUUUGAAGGCUACAAUGUGGAAGUCCGAGACAGAGUCAAGUGCAUAAGUGGGGUUGAAGGUGUACCAUUAUCUACACAAUGGGGACCUCAAGGCUAUUUCUACCCCAUUCAGAUUGCACAGUAUGGGUUAAGUCAUUACAGCAAGAAUCUAACUGAGAAACCUCCUCACAUAGAGAUAUAUGAAACAGCAGAAGACAAGUACAGAAACAGUAAGCCUAAUGACUGGACUGUGCCAAAGGGCUGCUUUAUAGCUAGUGUGGCUGAUAAGUCUAGGUUCACCAAUGUUAAACAGUUUAUUGCUCCAGAAACUAGUGAAGGUGUGUCUCUGCAUCUGGGGAACACAAAAGAUUUUAUUAUUUCAUUUGACCUCAAGUUCUUGACAAAUGGAAGUGUGUCCAUUGUUCUAGAGACCACAGAAAAAAAUCAGCUCUUCACUGUACAUUAUGUCUCAAAUACCCAGCUAAUUGCUUUUAAAGAAAGAGACAUAUACUAUGGCAUUGGGCCUAGAACUUCAUGGAGCACAGUUACCAGGGACCUGGUCACUGAUCUCAGGAAAGGAGUGGGUCUUUCCAACACAAAAGCUGUCAAGCCAACCAAAAUAAUGCCCAAGAAAGUGGUUAGGUUAAUUGCAAAAGGGAAGGGAUUCCUCGACAACAUCACCAUCUCUGCUACAGCCCACAUGGCUGCAUUCUUCGCUGCUAGCGAUUGGCUGGUAAGGAACCAGGAUGAGAAAGGUGGCUGGCCAAUUAUGGUGACCCGCAAGUUAGGGGAAGGGUUCAGGUCUUUAGAGCCAGGGUGGUACUCUGCCAUGGCCCAGGGCCAAGCCAUUUCUACCUUAGUCAGGGCCUACCUGUUGACAAAAGACCAUAUAUUCCUCAAUUCAGCUUUAAGGGCAACAGCCCCUUACAAGUUUCUAUCAGAGCAGCAUGGAGUUAAAGCUGUGUUUAUGAAUAAAUAUGACUGGUAUGAAGAAUAUCCAACCACACCUAGCUCUUUCGUUUUAAAUGGCUUUAUGUAUUCUUUAAUUGGGCUGUAUGACUUAAAAGAAACUGCAGGGGAAAAACUCGGGAAGGAAGCAAAGUCCUUGUAUGAGCGUGGCAUGGAAUCACUUAAGGCCAUGCUCCCCUUAUACGACACUGGCUCAGGAACAAUCUAUGACCUCCGUCACUUCAUGCUUGGCAUCGCUCCCAACCUGGCCCGCUGGGACUAUCAUACCACCCACAUCAAUCAACUGCAGCUACUUAGUACCAUUGAUGAGUCCCCAAUCUUCAAAGAAUUUGUCAAGAGAUGGAAAAGCUACCUUAAAGGCAGCAGGGCAAAGCACAACUAGAGCUCAACCAAAAUCAUUUAUCAGUCUGUGCAGUACACAGAAACUACAGGGCUCUAUCUCAGCAGAGCAUAGACACAUUUUAAAAGGUUGUAUACUAGGUUUUGGUGGAUUACAUUCAAGCGGUAAGUGAUCUGUAAAACAAGUCUUCUGAGACAAUUGCAUUCCACGUGUUGGGUGUUUAGAAAUGUAGGUGACAUUUGGAGCAGAAAAGUGUUUAGUCAAUGGACUGAACAAAGUUGUUUAACUUUACCUUGCUUAUAACCCUGUAUAGUUCCACAGAUAGUCCAGUUAUUCUCAGUUUGGAAAAGACAAUGGUAAGUAGCUAUACUGGCCAACUGACCAGCACUUACCUGAAAACUUAGUAUGGAACUCUUUUAAAAUGUGAUUAUUUAUGUUUAUGUUGAAAGCAGACUUUUAAAACAAAUAAUGUGCUGUAAUACAGUAAAUUUGUACUUGUAGGCUGGAUAAUGGAGUGUGUGCAACUUUUUAAAAAGAUGUUUAUUUCCUAUAGAUUAAUUUCUUGGGGGCAAAUGAGCAUUUGUUGCAUUUGUUCAAUUUGUUAUAUAUGGAGAAUAUUUUGAAUUUAUGGUUUUCUUAAAAUGUGUAAAUUUGAAACAACCAGUGUUCAGGCUUCACAGUUCUGUAAUGUAAGCACAACUAAAAUGAAACUUGUUGACUGCACAAGAAAUUACAAAAAUGUUUAUCUGUUUUAUGAAACUUGAUCUACAAUCAGUAAAAGUUUGAUAAUCAAUAUAUCCCUCCCCCUCCCCAUCUAGAAUUUUGUAUUUCAUUUUAGACUAUACUUGAGAAUUUUUUCCAUUUUGGUAUAACAUUAUUUGGGAAAUUUUGUUACAAACCUAAAUUUGGGUAGAAGUAAUUUUUGUAAGUCUACCACCACUGCCCCCUUUUCCACCUUUUGAGGAAAAAUCUUAGAUCAUGUAUUACAGACUAGAAUCACAGCAGGGGUUUUUCCUAUUUUGCUCAUUCUUGGUCAUCAGCUUUCCAAACCACCAACUCUGUUGUUCUCGUUUUUUCUUUGCAAACUUAAUUUUAAGUUUGAGAGACACUACUGCAUUUACUAGACAUGUGUUAUCAGACCUUUAUUUAGGUUAUAUAUCUGACACACCUCAUGUAAGUAGGUUUUAUAGCCCUUAUACCAUGUUAGGGUCUGCUGUUGGGCUUCAGGCAUGAGGUCAAAACUGAGGGGAGUUGAUUUUGCUCUGGCUUUUUAGUGUAUGGCAAUGCACUAAAUCAAUACUAUAACUUCUGCAGAUGGGAAAUAUGAGACUCCACACUCUCAGGGCACUGAGUCUGACAAACACAAUGGGGUUUAGCUGUGACCCUUAUUAAAUGCACAUCAAGAGUCAGGUGCAUAGAUCAGCCUGCCUACAUACUAUAUCCUAAUUGAAUUCUGCCUACCAAGCACUACUUAUAAGUCAGGAAAAAAAUUAUAUUCACACACAUACACAUACGGUAACUUCAAGAAGGGGCAGGAGCAAAGAAGAUGGAUCUACCCUGAGGACAAUAUUAAACUGGCCAUAGAAAAGUAAGCUUAAACUCCAAGUUUAUGUGACCACAACUUUUUAUUUUGCCCACAACAAAAACAGCUGUGGUUAAUGUUUUCCCCUAGCUUUUUACUGUGUGCUUCUUAUUCAUUAGAUAUCUCACCAAGAGCAUCUGGACUCUUUCAUUUUUAUUUUCAGGGCCUAACUGAAACUUUCUCCAAUCUGGGAACCCUUUUUACUUCAUUGUAUUUGUUUUGAUAUUAUUUGGAAUGGUCCAGACUUCUGCCUUGUGUUUGCAUGCUCCUACUUCGAUUAGGGGGAUCAAUGAGAACAUUGUGGUACUGCUUCUGUGACAAUUACCAGUGCCUUAACAAUGCGGCUGUCCUUUUCCACUGAAGAGGGAAAGACAUUUUGAUCUAGAAAUGGCAUUGCUAUUUCAGUGCUCAUAGUUUCAUAUCGCCUUCCACAUUGCAGCAGCAGCUUGAUUUUUUUAAUGAUCCCAGAAUUUUCUAAGAGGGUAAGUUGAACCUGUAGCAGCAUAGCCAGUACAGACCAAUGAUUCUCAAACAUUAGGAUGCCUUAGAAUCACCUGGGGAGCUUAUUAAAGUGCAGAUCCCAGAUAUUCACUUAUUCUGCCUGUGAUGCCUGACAAUCUGCAUUUUUAACAAGCUUUCAGGUGAUUCUAAUGCAGGUGAUGGGGGAGGGGGACAUUAACUUGGAGGAACACUAUUCUAGGCUAUCCAUUGCAUUUUUGCCCCUAAACACCUACAGUGUUUUCUGGGGUUUAAAUAAUGUAAAAUGUUUACUUAUUCUGAACUUAGAGCAGGGAGGGUAUUUUAAGAUUUAUUUUGCUUUGUUUCUUCAAAUGUUUCUUUGAUUCAAGAUGAUAGAUACUAUUUUUUUGUGUGUCUUGAUUUAGCUUUGUUAAAUCUAUUGCCACUUCAGUUGUAAAAGCAUUCAAAAGUUUCCAGAUGAAGGUCAUGAUGUUGAACCCUUUAGGAAUUAUUGUGCAUAAAGGCCUCAUCCAAGAACCAUCCAGUGCACGUGGGGAAAUACAAAAGUGACACACAAGCACAACUCUCCAGAGGUGGCAGUCCUUUUCUUGAUCAGUGUGCAAAUUUUCACUGAAAGCUGCUAUUUUCAUCCUUGUAAUUGUUUUUCUUGUUUCUUCUCCAUUGUACAUGUGGGUUAUAUACCAUGUGUUAAAUAUGCAAUAAAGUGUUUACUGGAUGCCCUUUUGAAGGGUGGUCCUUUGUAAAGCUGUACAGACUUUGCAGUUUAAGCACAAUGUGCACAUGUUAGUUUUAUAUACAGCAAAACUUGAUUUUUUGCAGAUGGAAAGGUAUUUUGUUUCUAUACAAAGUAAAUAGAUUGUUUGUGCUUAAUGUAAAGCUGCUUUAUAAAAUUGUAAAAUAAAGUUUUUAUCUUGAAAGAUA
Molecule: messenger RNA, 5099 nt
Organism: Choloepus didactylus (southern two-toed sloth)
Lineage: Eukaryota; Metazoa; Chordata; Mammalia; Pilosa; Megalonychidae
Gene: GLCE
Product: glucuronic acid epimerase
Exons: 5
Coding region: 302-2158 (618 amino acids)
Biological process (GO): heparan sulfate proteoglycan biosynthetic process
Cellular component (GO): Golgi apparatus
Molecular function (GO): heparosan-N-sulfate-glucuronate 5-epimerase activity
Source: RefSeq, a predicted model, not a curated record